Molecule: messenger RNA, 1826 nt
Organism: Sturnus vulgaris (Common starling)
Lineage: Eukaryota; Metazoa; Chordata; Aves; Passeriformes; Sturnidae
Gene: FANCF
Product: FA complementation group F
Biological process (GO): interstrand cross-link repair
Cellular component (GO): Fanconi anaemia nuclear complex
Source: RefSeq, a predicted model, not a curated record
UCAAACUGCAGCGCCAAGGCUGGGCCAUGGAGCUUGUGCUGGGGCAGGUGGAGCAGCUGUCGGCGCUGCUGGCUGUGUCCCGCUCUGCGCUGGUACGGGACUGGGACUCCCUCACCCUGGACAGGGCUCUAGAGUGGGCCCGCUAUUUCCAGCAUCUUUAUGACCGGUUCCGUAGCCGGCCCCAGCUCCGGGAGGCCGUGGGGCGGCGGCUGCGCCGGUCUCAGCCGUCCCCUCUGCUCGGCUUCUCCACGCUGGGCCGCUGCCCACAGCUGUUGGGGCUGGCGCUUCUGGAGAACCGCGCUUUGCCGCCCGCCGCCUGCCGCCGCCUGCUCCGCGGCCUCCUGCAGUGUCCCGGCGCGGGGGCCGGCCCCGAGCCCCGCGGCCUGGAGCUGCUCGCCCGCCGCAAGGCCGCGGCCUGCCUGCUGGCUCUGCCCCGCCGCCCGCCGCGGCGUCCCCCCGGGCCGGAGGCGCGGCCGCGGGCAGAGGCGCAGCUGCUGCUCAGCCGGCUGCGGGAGGAGGGCCAGGAGGUGCGGGAGGCCGCGGGGCAGCUGCGGUGGCUGUGCGGUGUUCUGGAGCAGCUGCCCCAGCCCCGCGCCUUCGAGGUGGUGGCGGCGGCGCUGGCUCUGCUGAAGCAGGGGCCUGGCACUGAGCCGGCCGGAGGCGGGAGUCGGGAUGGGAGCAGCCUGGACGGGUACCAGGCGAGUGCUGCAGGAGACGGAUGCACCGCCGGGCUCCUGCUUUCCUGGCUGCUGGACAGCCAAGAGCGAUUUUCUGCCUUCUGCCUUUGCCUCCCAGCUUCCCAUCUUGCCUUCCUAGCUGGUCACUAUUCCCAGUUGAGCAGAGCUUAUUUGGACCUCUUAACCCUCUGGGGAAGCCAUUUGAUCUAUGAACCCUUGCAAGGACGGUGGGUUAAAAGUUGCCUUGACAAAGCUGAAUUGUCAUGGGAAGAAUUAAGGCAGCGCUUCAGCUGCCUCUGUCAGGGAUCCACACUGCUUAAAGAACAGACCCAAGCUGCUCUGAAACUCCUGAGGACACAAGAUGGAGACUUUAAUGUCUGUGGCAUAAGUGUGUGGACUGACUUACUGAUGGAAGCAGGCUACUAGUGCACGAGCACAAAAGCAACGUGAAAACUUAAAAAAUCAAACAAAUCUGGUUAACUAUUUGAUGUGAAACGCAAGACAGCUACACUUGGUUGAAAACCAAACAUAAUUGAGACUGAUCACGAUUCUGACUGCAUCUGUUUCUGAAGUCUUUCAGGGAGGUCUGGUGUUUUCUUCUAAUUGUGCUGUCAUUUUUGGCCAACACAGUAAAGGUCUUCCUUUUCAGUACUUGCUGAUUAAUUGUCUAAUAAAAUGAAAAAAUCCUUUCUGCUUCAAAUAUGGAGUAGUUUUCUGUUUAGAAAAUAUGACAGUUCAGAUAUGGUCAUCGUAGUAAUUUUUCUAAAUGUUGGAAGCUGAGCAAAAAUUCAAAGGGAGGCCGGAGUUUUAAAUGUGGAAAACACAAAUUCAGGGUUCCUUUAUAGUGGUUGUCUUCAUUGGGCUGCCUGAUCUGGUGGCCACUUCGAUGCUUCUGUAGCUCUUGCACAUGAUUUAGCCCCAUGGUCAGUGAAGAAAGUGAGAGGAAACCAACUGGAAAGCUUCUUGAAAAGUUCUGAAAUAAAACUAUUAGUUGCUAUAUUAUUUGAUAAUGUGCAGGUACUUCCUAAGAAAGUGCCAGUAAAAUGUAGAAUGUUCUUUGUGGGUUUUUUCCCAUUUCCAUAAUUUAUUACACGAUUCAUUGCUUUGUCAAGCAAAAAAGUGAACAGCAAACUUUUUUAUUACGUGUAU